This is a messenger RNA of Pelobates cultripes (western spadefoot toad), 576 nucleotides long. The record is from the annotation of a GenBank genome assembly. NCBI's taxonomy places the organism in Eukaryota, Metazoa, Chordata, Amphibia, Anura, Pelobatidae.
AUGCUGGAGGUGAUCCUCAACGCUCUGGUUCUCAUUUGCAUUGUCUCCUCCUAUUUUGUCCUUUCUGGGUUCAGUUCUGGACUGACCAGUGGUGGGUUCGGAAGUGGUUACUAUCCGUUUGAAGGGCAAGAGCUCCAGCAAGUCCGAGAGUUGGACCAACAGUUCACAUUACUACGAGCUCCCCUUUUAUACGGGGGGUUGACUCUAUGUGUGGUGAUGGGGGCUCUUACGCUGGGGGUCCUGGCCGCAGGAUCGAAGCACCUGCUGAGUCUGUCCUGGACAUGGCUCCUGGCUGAGGCUUCCUUCUGUUUGCUGGCCUCGUUGGGUUACGGAGCUGCAAUUGGGGUAUUUCUUCACUUUGCCCUUCAGAUCAAUGCCACCGAUGUGUGCACGAGGCGAGAGAGGUUGUAUGCCAGGAAUGGCCUAAACUGGAUGAACUGUGACCUUGCUGGGACAGAUGGAGGAGCUGCAGCUUUUGGCAUUUUGCUGGUAUUGUUAUAUGGAGCAAGUGUCAUUUUAACAUUCCGUGCGUACAGGGAAAAGAAAUUUUACACAAACCAUGAUAGCAACCACUAA